AUGAUGGCGACAGUGUGCCGCGUUGUGUGUGUGUUGGCCGCUGCUCUCUGCUCCACGGCCUUGUGCGCGGCUGCUGCUGCUGCUGAUACUUCCGCUGGUCAUCCCACAGGUGCUGCGGCUGAUGUGUCGGCGAAGCAGACAGUCGUCACUGCAAAGAGCGAGGCCGUGGAUGCAGCAAGGAAAGCGGAGGCAGCAGCAAUUUCUUUUAAAGCUGCAGUGAGUGAAGCGUCGAAGAUGACACCAGAGGCCCCAAAGGGUAGUCUGAAGGACGAUGCCAAAAGUGCGGCGGGGUUUGGGUACCUGUCUUGGCGGAAAACGCUCGCUUCUGUGAAGUUUUUGGAGUUGACUUUAUUGCUUGACGGGAAGGCGGAGGAGGCACAGAAUAAGGCUAAAGAAGCAGCCUCGGAGUCUACAAUAGCAGUCGAAAAGGCUGCGAAGGCAGUGUCGGCGGCCACAAAAGUAGUCUCUGAUGCUACCAAGGCAUUGCCGGAGGCUGACGUUCUGUUGGAAAAGGUGAAGGCAGAGAAGCAGAAAGUGGAGGAAGCCAUGGAGAAUGCUAAGCAAGCGGCGGGGAGUAUACUGGGAGAGGCGGUGAAUGUUGUGGCUGCGGUUGGGGUAGCCGAACAAGAGUUUAUCAAAGCAAGUGCUGCUGCAGAUACGUACCUCAAGAAGCUAUACAACGUCAACCAAGCGGUAAAGGAUCUUCUUAACGGAACGAAGGCCAUACAUAGGGCGGCAACGAAAGUGGAUGAGUUGGCCAAGGAAGUUCAAUCGGGGACAGCGACAACUAAAGGUAAAUGCAAUGAACUCAAAGAAAUGACGAAUGAUGGGUUUGAGGCUCUCUUUACCGGACUGGAAAGAACCUACAAGGCAGCUGAGUCGUCCACGACAAAAUCAGAAGAACUUGCUGGCCUCCUGCAGACGGCUUUGAAAGAUACGGAUAGUGCCAUAACGUUGGCUAAAGCUGCGACAUCAGCGGCUGAAGCUGCGCUGCAGCAAGCCAAUAAGGAUUUGGAAACCGCUAAGAGGAAACAGAAGGAUCUGGAGGAGCAACAACAAGCCAGCGAUAAGCUGGCGGCCGCUGAGAGGAUACAGCAGGAUCUUGCGGAGCAGCAACAGCAGGAGAGUGAGAAACAGGGAGAUACGAGCCAGAAUCAGGAGAAACAAAAAGAGGAGAUUCCGGAAAGCGAAGUGAGUGAAAAGGACGAACAGAAAGGACUCAACCGUCCUCAGCAACCCGACACCACGGAUGCCACUUCGAAUCCUCCUGCUGGUGCGUCGUUGCCUAAGACUGAUGGCGCUGCGGAUGGCGAGAAGCUUCUUGCUCAGCACACAGAUGGCAGCGACGUCCCCACGUGGGUGCGUACGCCGCUGAUGCUACUGCUGCUGUCCUGUGUAGCUGUGUGGUAA
Molecule: messenger RNA, 1410 nt
Organism: Trypanosoma grayi
Lineage: Eukaryota; Euglenozoa; Kinetoplastea; Trypanosomatida; Trypanosomatidae
Exons: 1
Coding region: 1-1410 (469 amino acids)
Source: RefSeq, a predicted model, not a curated record